This is a messenger RNA of Sphaeramia orbicularis (orbiculate cardinalfish), 822 nucleotides long. Its product is annotated as claudin-4-like. The coding region runs from base 110 to 745 and encodes 211 amino acids. Gene Ontology annotation, molecular function: structural molecule activity. The transcript has a single exon. Lineage: Eukaryota; Metazoa; Chordata; Actinopteri; Kurtiformes; Apogonidae. Gene Ontology annotation, cellular component: membrane; bicellular tight junction. The record is from RefSeq and is a predicted model, not a curated record.
ACCACCUCUCCACACUGUCUCAAAGUGGAGUUGGGUGUAUAAAGAUUUUUGAGGAUAAAAUAUUUCCUUUCGGGUGUAGUUUCUGAGUCCUGGCUGCAGGGGUGUAACGAUGGCGUCUCAGGGCCUUCAGAUCAUGGGUGUGCUGCUUGCCUUCAUCGGCUGGUUGGGCACUAUCAUCGCAUGUGCACUUCCCAUGUGGAGAGUCAGCGCUUUCGUUGGGGCGAACAUUGUCACGGCCCAGGUGAUCUGGGAAGGAUUGUGGAUGACCUGUGUGGUCCAGAGCACGGGCCAGAUGCAGUGUAAAGUCUACGACUCAAUGCUGGCCCUGUCUCAGGACCUGCAGGCGGCCAGGGCCAUGGUGAUCAUCUCUGUAAUUGUUGGGGUGUUUGGGGUCCUCAUGGCGGUUGUUGGAGGAAAGUGCACAAACUGCAUGGAGGAUGAAUCGUCCAAAGCCAAAACAUGCAUUGUGUCUGGGGUGAUCUUCAUCAUAGCCGCCCUGCUCAUCAUGAUCCCGGUGUCGUGGUCAGCUCACGCAGUCAUCAGAGACUUUUAUAAUCCCAUUGUGCCCGCCGCUCAGAGGAGGGAGCUCGGGGCUGCGCUCUACAUCGGCUGGGGUGCCUCUGGGCUGCUGCUGCUGGGGGGAGGCCUGCUCUGCAACAACUGCCCCCCGAAGGAUGGCAGACCCUAUGUACCGGCAAAAUUCAGCUCUCCAAGAACCGUGUCCGCACAUGCGGACUAUGUGUGAGUGCUUCGGCUGGAGCUGUAACAUAGUUGUCAUAUUUUACACAAGUACAGUUGAAUAUUGUUACAAUGCAUGCAAAA